Messenger RNA from Pseudophryne corroboree (corroboree frog), 2067 nucleotides. It is a transcript of the gene STARD10, whose product is annotated as StAR related lipid transfer domain containing 10. The record is from RefSeq and is a predicted model, not a curated record. The transcript is spliced from 6 exons. Lineage: Eukaryota; Metazoa; Chordata; Amphibia; Anura; Myobatrachidae. Gene Ontology annotation, molecular function: lipid binding. Bases 224 to 1033 code for a protein of 269 amino acids. Gene Ontology annotation, cellular component: cytosol; intercellular canaliculus; membrane.
CAGAGCUAUGUCUCACAGGCUGCAGCAGCAGCACAGGACCUGCUCCCUGCUCAGCACUCUCUCUGGUAUCAGGGCUGCACCUGUCUGGCUGGUAGAACCGGAUCCGCUGCCCAGGGCUGGCUCAGAGCGUUGCUGACAUAUGGACAGGCUGCUGGGGAGGAGAGUGUGAGAGAAGAGCCAGACCUGUCUGCCAGGGGCCCCUCAGAGCCUCCUCUGCUCCAUCAUGUCCAGGGACAGCGUCCAAAUCCCAGAUGACCGGGACUUCCAGAACUUCAGGAGCGAGUGUCACUCGGAAUCCGGCUGGACUCUGACUUAUAACAAGUCUGGGAUCACGGUGUGGGUGCAGAUCCUGGAGGAGGAGAGGGCACUGCACAAGAUCAAGUGCCGGAUGGAAUGUAAAGACGUAUCGGCUGAAGUUCUCUAUGACGUUCUACACGAUGUGGAAUAUCGCAAGAAGUGGGACACAAACGUCAUUGAAACGUUUGACAUUGGAAAGCUGACAGUAAACGCUGACAUUGGAUACUACGCAUGGAAGUGUCCUAAGCCACUGAAGAACCGUGAUGUCAUCACGCUGCGCUCCUGGCUGCCAAUGGGAAGCGAUUACAUAAUCAUGAACUACUCCGUGAAACAUGCGAAAUAUCCCCCCAAGAAGGACCUGGUGAGAGCAGUGUCUAUACAGACGGGGUACCUCAUACAGGGCGGCGGCACAAACGGCUCCACCCUCAUCUACCUGGCACAGGUGGAUCCGCGAGGUUCCUUGCCCAAGUGGGUUGUGAACAAGUCCUCGCAGUUUCUGGCCCCAAAAGCCAUGAAGAAGAUGUACAAGGCCUGCUUGAAGUACCCAGACUGGAAGAAAAAACACAACCCCCAGAACAAGCCCUGGCUUUAUCCAGAGCAGAGCAGCCUGCCCACCAUCCUUCUCUCGGAGGUGUCCGUCCAGCACGCCGACUCGCUGGAAAAUAUCGAUGAGAGCUGCAUGGCAGAGACUAAGGAUGACCGGGGAGAGGCCAGCGAUGACGACAGCGUCAACUGAGAGCCGGCAGCCUCCACCAGAGCCUAACGACCACGGCGGGUGGCCAAGGGUGGUCCUGUCACUAUGGAUGGAGAGUUGGUGGAGAAGAACAGUGGGGGCUAGUGGGUUUUAGAUUGGGAACAGUUAAUUUUUAUACAAACCCCCUCCAAGGGUGUUGGGCAUUUCUAUGUUGGUCCUGUGUCUGUAAAAUCUUCACCGGCAGAGAACAUGUUAAUGAUCAUAAUGUGUAUCCGCUUUGGAACUGGUCACCUCCUCAUCCCGUCAAGGCUGUAGGACAACCGGAGGGGACCCUUUAGGAUUAGCACUAGAAAUGGGUCCAUAAAGUCAUAUUUUAUCUAUAUCUAUUUUCAUAAAUUGAGAAGCGAAAACAUCACAGAAUAAAUGUUACAGUGAUUUCCUAUGUGAUAGUGGCUUCCUGCGGUUACCUCACCCUGUAUAUGUCCUUCAUGUAGACGGGGGCGUGGCAUGUGACUCCAUGAUAGAUCGGCAGCCAAUCACCACAGGGACAUCCCAGAAAUAUUACAAGGGUUCUCUUUUCUGCGCUAUGCAUUUAGUUGUUCCUGGUUUUAAAGCACCAGCCACCCCAAAAAAAUUUGCAACCCCAACGUAUGAGGCCACCAUAAUCUUUAACGGAUGAAAUGAGAGAUAAGGUGAGAGUCUGCGUCAUUUAUGGGGUGUGGGAGGAGCAGGGGAUAUUUCCUGUGCACAACUGCCAUAGUAACACACCGUGCACAGAAUACGCCCUAAAAGUGACCUGCACAGAUACGUUGAUGAUGUCACAGAAGAGGACAACGCGGCAUUUGUGUGGCCAUAGCUUUGCACAUUUGUAAAUGACCCUUAUGAAGCUGAGAACAGGAAGUCACAAUGUCACAAUUUUGGGAACAUGUAGAACGCUGCUGAAAUUGUCUACCUCUCGUGCAUAGAAUGAUAAUCGCACUAGUGAAACGCUGCCAGUAAGAGGGGAAGGGAACAUUUUAUAGGAUAAUUCCAUCUCUACAUAAUGUCUGUAAUAAAGAGAAUAUUUGCCCAUGAAA